This is a messenger RNA of Cinara cedri, 363 nucleotides long. The record is from the annotation of a GenBank genome assembly. Lineage: Eukaryota; Metazoa; Arthropoda; Insecta; Hemiptera; Aphididae.
AUGGAUUUUGCUUCAAGGUAUAAAAAUUAUACUGAUUUUACGAUAUUUACAAAAAUGAUCGUAGCUUUUUCAUUUGUUUCAAUUGAAGAUUUAGAUGCCACUAUAGAACAGUAAGGAAAUGAUUUAUCAAAAUGCUUACAACUUUUACUUGACUGGUUUGAGAACAGUUAUGUUGGGAGAGUUAAUAGAAAUGGAAGAGGUCGUUGGACAGUACUAUUUCCACCACACAUUUGGAAUUUACACCUACGAGUUUUAAAUGGCCAAAAUAGGCCUAACAACCAUGUUGAAGCAGCUAAUAAAUGGUUAAAUGUCGAAAUGGAAGUUCAACAUCCUAGUUUGUGGUCUUUUAUCAAUUGCUUGUGA